Messenger RNA from Bemisia tabaci, 6399 nucleotides. The record is from RefSeq and is a predicted model, not a curated record. Lineage: Eukaryota; Metazoa; Arthropoda; Insecta; Hemiptera; Aleyrodidae.
AUUGUGCUGAUUCGUUCGUUACAGAGACGAAUCCCAUCAAACGUCAUUUGUCAUUUUAGUACACAGUCGGAACGUUCACUUCAUAUCAUCAUAUCCUUUGUUCGCCUUCCGUUGGCUUUAUCUGUGCCUACCGUCUUCGUGAAUUUUGUGACUGAUCUGCUGGGUAAGAAGCUGUGAGUGGAUGCUGAAACUGGAUUGAAAAUGAAGAUUUAUCUGAUUGCGGCCCUUUUGGGUUUCGCUGGACUAUGUGUUAGAGCCAGUCCCACCUCCAAAAAACUUAUGAAUGGAGGCUUAUUAGUAGGAGCCGAUAAAUGUACUUGGGGACCCUCUUUCUGGUGUCAAAACUUCUCAUCGGCAGCUGGUUGCCAGGCGACCAGACACUGUAUCCAGACAGUUUGGGAACAUCAGACAUACCCAACUGAUCAUGAUGAUGUCUGCACGAUCUGUAAAAAAAUGGUCAAGGAAGCCAGGGAUCAGCUCAACUCUAAUGAAACAGAGGAGGAGAUAAAACAAGUAUUCGAAGGGUCUUGUAAACUGAUCUACAUCAAACCGAUUGUUAAAGAAUGCAUCAAGAUUGUUGACGAUUUCGCUCCUCAGCUUAUCGAUGCUUUGUCCUCCCAGAUGGACCCCAACACUGUUUGCUCUGUUGCUGGACUCUGCAACAGUGCAAGAAUUGACAAAUUGCUGGAAGAAAAUAAAGAGACUGAGAUCAAAUCACCUGAUCUCUUGCAUGAUCUAAUGACUCAAGAUAGUCAGAGGCAGAAGUGCACCAACUGUGUAUAUGUCAUGAACAAAGUUCGCAAUAACCUAGCUGAAACCCCUGAGCCAUCCUUCAUCAAAAAGCUCCUCUCCAAAUGCCGAGACAUGGGAAGUUUCUCAGACUCAUGUUCCACCUUAGUCGUCACACAUGCCCCAUCUUUUUACCAUUACCUUCAGGACAAGUUGAAUGAAGAAGAUGCCUGCUUUUUGGGAGGUCUCUGCGUUGGCGUGAAGCCAAAUCCACUGAUCAGCGCUGUUGAAGUUUUGCCCAAAGCUGUUCUCCGCACAGACGGAGAGGAAUUCAUUGAAGGUGACAUUGCCUGCGACAUGUGCGUGGCUCUAGUCCAACACUUCAAAGACAAUGUUUCAUUGAAUACAACAGCGCAAGAAUUCAAGAAAGUUUUGCUUGGCAUUUGCAGAAACAUGAGGUCCUUUAACAAAGAUUGUCAAAAUCUUGUAGAAGCACAUUUUGAACAGAUCUACGAUUAUCUCAGAAACGGAUUAGUCCCGAAAGAAGUUUGCGAUGAUGUUGGAAUUUGCCAUGGUUCAGUAGCACCUGCUCUGCAAAUCUCAGAAGCAGCCAAGGCUGAAGACAUCAAUGUUCAUUACAUAAAUGCCCAGGUCAAGCAGCCACUUAACCCGAUGAUCAUUGGAGAUGUCCUCUUACCUGCAAAUUUGGAUUUGAACUUACAAGACCCAGACAAGAAAUCGUCCAAACCCAAGAUUCACUCAGUUCCUCUUGAGAAAGACAUUAUCGCUGGAAGUUUACCCGUUGAGCUUUACUCUCCUCAUGCUUUCACACCCAAGAACCAGCCUUUGUGCACGUUCUGUGAUUACUUCCUCCACUUCAUCCAAGUUGAAAUUACGGACCCCUCGAAUGAAAAACACAUCAAGGACCUAGUCAAGGGGUCCUGUAAAAGGAUGCCUAAUGGUCUGGUUGAUGAGUGUCAGCAGUUUAUUGAUCAGUUCGGCGACGCUGUUAUCGCAAUGUUGGUGCAUCAAAUUGAUCCUUCCCAGAUCUGUCCCAGUCUUCAUGUUUGUCCUUCCGAGAUCAAUGUUGAAGGAAAAUCAUGUCCUCUGUGUCUGCUUGCAGUAAAAUCUAUCGAGGAUAAAUUGGAGAACAACAAAACUGAGGAAAACAUCAAAGUGACUUUGGAAGCUUUAUGCAGUCACCUUCCAGGCGACGUCAGGAAAGAAUGUGAUACUUUCAUUAUUGAAUACUUUGAUGACUUAAUCGAUAUGUUGGUGGCUGAUUUCACUCCACAAGAAGUUUGCACGUAUUUGAAACUCUGCACUCCACCGAAACUCCCUGGGGGAGAUAUAACUACAAAUGAAAUAUAUGAUGGCAGUGACUUCAAAUCGUUUAAGGAAUCUAUGUUCAAUGAAAUAUCGAAACCUCAUAGACAACUCAGUUCAGGAGAAGGCUGUUUCUUCUGUACUCUCAUCAUGAAUGCCCUGGAACAAGCUGCAUCGAACCGUGAUGUCGAUGAAAAAUUGAAGCAGGAUAUGAUUAAAGUGUGCCAGGCUUUGCCAGAUCCAGUCGGCAACUCGUGUAAAAACUGGCUGCGGAAGUAUGGUGACAUCAUAAUCGACACUCUGAACAAUUUCACUCCAAAAGAAGUUUGUCAGAAAAUCCAAGCUUGUACGACACUGGGUGGACUUCUUUUGACACCUGAAAUGCAUAUGAAUUUAGCACAACCAGAACCAGCACCAGCACCCGCGAGCAAUGAUUGCCCCAUGUGCAAAAGAAUCAGCGCAGAAUUAAAGAAAAUGAUUGAUAAUUCGGACGGCUCAAUAACUGUGGACGAGGCUCUGAAGUCCGUGUGUGCCCGAUUACCACUAGCCACUGCUGCUCAUAUGCUGACGCUUGAUGAAUAUGGAGAAUGGAUGAAUGGUGUGAAUGCAUUAAAAGAGCCCAUGUCACUGAGUAGUGCCUGUCAAUACUUCGUGGAUAGCAAAAGCACAGACAUUAUGGAUGCAUUGGCAUGCAACUUUACGUCUGAAGAACUGUGUCUUUUCCUGGGCUCAUGUCCCCUUGAAGGCCAGAAACUUCAAAGAGACUCUUUAAAUAAAUUCCAUGAUGGCAGUGACACAAGAUCAUUCAAAGAGUCAGUGUUGACAGAAGACAUGAGACCACAUCCUCGACUGAGCUCAGGUGACAGUUGUUUCUAUUGCACCCUAAUGAUGAAUGCCUUGGAAGAAUCCUUUGUGGACCGCAAAGUUGAUGAGCAAGUUGAGGAGGUCAUGAUGAAAGUGUGCAAUAAUUUGCCCGAUCCCACAGGUGAUUCAUGUAUGGAUUGGCUGCAGCCGCACUUAAAUAUGAUGAUUGACACUUUGCACGAUGUCCCUCCAAAAGAAGUUUGCAGGACAAUCAAUGCUUGCACUCUUGUUGGUCUUUCUAUGACUCCAGAUAUGUACUUAAAAUUGCAUGACACUAAGAUGAACAAUGUGGGUCUUUCUCAAAAUAACGUCAAAUCUGGGAAUCUCGAUGGUAGCACAAAAUCCUCCUCUUCAAGCGGUAGUGGCAAAUUGAAUAUUGAUGGGAUUUCGCCUACUGCAGCAGAACAGUUUGAUGAGGGAGAGUGUAAACUGUGUUUGUUUGUUGUGGGGAAUGUCAAGGAACAAAUUCCCAAAGCAAGAGGUCAAACUGAGCCGGCUGAAAUCAGGAGAUCAUUAACAGGUCUUUGCAGUUACCUUAAGAAGCCAGAGAGCAAGAAUUUAUGCACAAACUAUGUUGAGGGAACUGGUGAAAAUGUUAUAGAUGAGCUUGCCAAUGUAAAACCACGAGAUCUUUGCAUUCAUAUCCUAGCCUGUCCAUCCUCAAAAGUCCUGCCAUCUCAGUCAGCCCAACCAACACCAGGAGUAACAAAGUUCAACGAAGAUCCAGGAAAUCUUAACCUAUUGAGAAAAGCUCCUCAUCAUUACCGCAGGAAUUUUAUUACAGAUGUCUCUUCAACAAUGUCUGAUGAUGAUAGAGAGUCAAAUUCUGAAGAUGAUCUCAAUUUGAAAGGAGAUAAAUCAUCAGUCAGUUUGGAUCAGCAUUCGCAGUCAGCUAGUUUUGAUAAGAAGGCAGAUCAUGAGAUGAGCUCCUGUGAACUGUGCUUGCGGUCCAUGUUUUCUGUGGGACCUCUAAUGAACGAUGCAAAUUUAACAUUUGAGCAGGUGCACAACACCCUCACCAAUUCCUGCAACACUUUCUCAGGAGAAAGAUAUGAACAAUGCAAGAAAUUGAUGAAGGAGUAUGGAUAUAUCAUGGCAGCUAAACUGUUCAGCACACCCAAGACACCAUUUUAUGAAGUUUGUUAUGUCAUGACGGAUCCUCUUUGCUCGGGUGCUUACAUGAACAAACACUUAAGAGACAAGUUGAUGGACUUAUUUCUUUCUGAGUUUCCAAAAAACUUCCGUGGUGAUGCAGAAACGUUUGAGUUUGCACGAGAAGUUUCUGAGCUUGUAGCAACAGUUUUAUUCUUCAGAGAUGAUUUGGACUAUAUCGGAACACUAAAUCCUUCAACCAGUUCAACUACAGAGAGGACUACUAUAGAUCAUGAAGAAGUGGAUAAUGAUGAUGGUGAUAAUGAAACUUCAAGUAUUUCAGAAAAAGAGGAUGAUAGAAAUGGGACACAAUGUGAGAUCUGCAAUGAAGUCAUAAGGAGAGUCGAGCCAUAUAUUCGUUAUCCGAUUUUACAGCAGUUUCUACACUCGGAAAUCGAUAAAGCAUGUGAUCAUAUACAACCUCUUCAUUUCUCGAAGUGUCUGAAGUUUGUCACAAAUUACGGCAACAUGCUACAUGAAACUGCAUUGUACAACAGCAGAAAUACGGAGGAUUUAUGCUCUUUAACUGAACCUCAGUUUUGUUCCUCAAUCUCACAAGGACCCCCUACAAAAAAAUUGCAACAUCUUGGUAGCGGUUCCCUCGUGCGAGCAAUUGCUUUAAAAGUUUGUGAGCAUUUAGUUGAAAAAUUACUUGGUCAACUUGAAAAUGUAUGCCAAACAUUUCUAGACCGUCAUUGGCCAGAGGAAAAUCACUAUGAAGGAGAUCCAGAUUUGAUCAGACCCGUUAUCAAGGAUUGUGAUGUUUGCCAAGAAAUGAUGACUACUGUUUCGUUGGAGAAAAAAUCCCACAAAGUUGGCAAAUUCAAUCUCCGUGACUCCCUCUACGACUCUUGCGAGAUUCUUUAUGUACCUCAUCGUUGGCAGUGCCGAGGUGUUUUAAGGAAAUAUGGUGAUGAAAUGGUAUCAUACGCUACAAAACAUCACACUCACCUCAUGGAUGCCUGCACCAAAGCAUCUUUAAAUCCAUGUCACCCCCGCCGCGGUUUAAAUAUAGAGGACACUGAUGAUGAAGGGCAAGAUCAAGCAGAAAUGAACCAAUUGUUUGUCAAUAUGCUCCUGACUCAAGUUCAUUACUACAAUAAUCCCAAUCCAAGGUUGCAAAGAGAACGGCAUCGAUCAGAUGAGGAGUAUGAAGAUAAUAAGUAAACAUUGACUGUAAUUUUCAACCACAAAUUUACAAUGUGUUAUUAAAACCAUAAGGUAACCACGGAAAGUUAUAUAACAUUUUGUUUUAUCCGAAUAGAAUCAACAAUUUAAUUUGUACAGAACAUGCUAACUGAUAAUUAUCAUAAAUAUAAGUUCAAACUUCAAUAAAAUCAAUUAAAGAAAAUAAAAAAACUCAGAUUAUUUAUUUUCUUCUGCAUUUAUUUUUAGUCUGUAUCUACUUGAAAGUUGUGCUUAGAUGUCAUAGCGUUAAAUUAUUUCUUCUUUUUGUGGUGUACCAUGGUAUCAAGAUGGAUGUUUUUUCCUCUAAAAAAUUUUAAAUUAAAAACAUUAAUUAAUUUUAUUAUUUUACUUUCUGUAAUUCCUUGGAAAAAUUUCUUUAGCCUUACGAAGAGUUGGACCGGUAUGAAUUCACUGUAAUAAGCAGGCCUUAGAAUCUAAAAGUUCGCAAGCAUUUGAGAAAUUCCUUGGCUAACUUAAAAAUGUAUGCCAAAUAGAAACUCAGUAUUGUAUUUGUAUUGUUUUUGUAUUAUUUUGAUGCAUUCUACCAUGCAUAUUGAUUUUAAUGGUUUUGAAUCUCACGACAUUUUAAUCAAGACACCUAUCUUGUUUUUCUUGAUUUCUCAAAGUUUUCAGCGCUCAGGCCCUUUUGCAAGUAAAUGGUUAAAAUGCGGGCAGCUUUCCAUUCUCUUAUCAUCAGUCUAAUACUGCUAAAAAAUACACCUUAUAUGUAGUUCUGAUUGGAUAUUAUAACAAGGAUAAUUGAAAGUGCUUUUUGUAUGUACUUUGGCUGGAACCAUCCAAAACAUAAUGAGUGAUUAAAAAAAUCAUGAAACUGAAUCCUUGCAAAAUUGCUGAGCAGGUAAGGCAUUCUUGAAACGGGUUGGAGAGGUAGUUGUUUUUUUUUUUUUUUUUAUCCAAUUAAUCUUCUGUGUGAGCCAUAAUCAGUUUGUAUUGGCUGUUCUGUAAUAAAUUUCAGUCGAUAGAAAGGAUCAUGAAUUAUUUUUUCAUAUACAUCAAAUCAAGUAAUGUUAAGUGAAAUACAGCCAUGACAAUGACUGAAGUCCUAUCCCUGGUUGGGCCUUGAAAGAAUAAUUUUGUAAAACCUAUUUGCAUCACAAUAUCUAAGACCAGUCUUCUUCA